GUCAAGGUCAUUUAAAAAUGGCAGGUCGAGUUUUCGGAAUUUCGUUACAAAAUCUGGUGCGUAGAGCAUUGGUGGCUAAUAUACCGCUUAGUAAAAGUGGGCUACGUUUGAGGCAGUAUUCUAACUUUCCUGCAAAGUCAUUGUUAUUAUCGAUUAGAGGCCAGCCUGUUUUCCAGAGACACACACGAAAUCUCUUCAUUCAAACCCAAGAGACGCCAAAUCCUAACAGCUUGAAAUUUGUACCAGGAGUCCAAGUCUUGGAUUCAGGGACUAUAGACUUCCCAUCAAUUGCCAAGGCAAAGAAUUCACCAUUAGCGAAACAACUCUUUCGCAUUCAAGGUGUAUCAUCCAUAUUUUUAGGAUCAGAUUUCAUAACAAUCACGAAACAAGAUGAUGAAAUAGAAUGGAAGUUGAUCAAACCAGAAGUGUUUGCUGUUGUAAUGGACUUUUUCGCAAGUGGUCAACCAGUCCUCACUGACACAGAAACAACACCAGAUACAACAGCAAUUCACCCAGAUGAUGAUGAAACAGUUGCUAUGAUUAAAGAACUCUUGGACACUAGAAUCAGACCUACAGUACAAGAAGAUGGAGGAGAUAUCAUAUAUGUGGGUUUUGAUCAAGAGACAGGCAUUGUUCAGUUGAAGAUGCAAGGAUCUUGCUCUAGUUGUCCUAGUUCAGUGGUCACAUUGAAAAAUGGAGUACAAAAUAUGUUACAGUUUUAUGUUCCUGAAGUUCAGUCUGUCGAACAAGUUGAGGAUGAAGUUGAUGAUGAAAAUGAGAAAGUUCUCAAGGAGUUGGAAGAUAAGAUAGAUGAUAAAGGAAUAUAGCCUGAUCAGGAUACUAUUUAGAUAAAAAAUGUAUUUUAAUUAAAAUACAAUGCAGUAUCUGGAAAUGGGGUGUUUCUUAAUACAUGGUGUCCCAAGAAAAUUGUAAUCAAAUGAGACAGGAAUUACUCUUUGUUCCUUCAAAAAUAAGUUGAAUUUUCACAUGACAAAGAAUAUUAAUUUUUCAGUUUAGCACCGAAAAAUCAUAGAAUUUUGUAAGUUACUUCUUUAGAAAUUUGAUAUUUAGAUGACAUGUUCUAAAUGACCUCCAUCAUGAUCAAUGUAGAACAGAUAGCGAUUCCAAACAUGAAAAUGGGUGAUGGUACAAGCUUUUCUAAAUAACGUGACCUGAUAUAGCUUUCAGAUUUUUAUGAUAAAUGAAUUAUCUGUCAGAUAACUGAAUGUUCAAGAAUAUUCCUUCACUCAGAGUUAUUUGUACAACAUUGAAAUAUGGGUGGAGGGCUAUACUACAACUAGCUUUUUUCCAAAACUAAAUAGAUUUACCGGGUGAAACUAUCAGAUGUUUAUGAUAACUAAAUAGUCUGUCCAAAUUUUAAGAAUAUUCCUUCAUCACUCAUGGAGUUAUUUCAUGUUCAUCUCAGUACAAUUUUCGUGACACCCUGUACAUAUAUUUGUUAUUCAAUUAUGGAUGUAAAUAUGAAAUAAAACUUUCAAUAUCAUAUCAAGGUAGUUAUUCAUUGGUAAAAGCUGGCUCCAUGCUGUAGCAAAGGAGCAGUGGCUUGAUUUGUGGUCAGGUGAGUGUUUAGGACAGAUACCUUUCUUGAUAUUGCAGGUCUUAAAGAUUAAUAAGAAUUAGAUACUUUGUUUUAUGUCCUGGCUAAAUUCAAAUCAUGUGAGGGUUCAAGGUAAUCAAAUACACUCAAACUAAAACACCAAUUUGUUUGCGAGGAAUUGUCUGGGAUUUCUGGCUAUAUAAGUGUAUGAUGUACCAAUUUGCAGUGACAACGGACGCUAUUAAUACCAUGGGCUUUUAAGAGAGUCUAUUUAAAGCCUAUGUUAUUACAUAAUAGUAUAUAGUUCUAUACAGUAUGCUUUAAAGAUGACCAUAGAGAGAAAAUGCACAAUUCACAUUCUCUAAAGUUUCAAGCCCACUAAGCUUAUUAGUCAAGGUUGCAUGGUUGCAAUGGCCUUUAUAUAAAAACAUAAUUUGGAUGGAUUUACUGAAUUAUACCAAUACAAAUAAUGCCAUUUUAAUGUGUUUUUGUUGCACUUUGGAACAUAAUUAAUAACAACAUAGUAGACGAAAAUAUACAAAAAUGUGUUUUUCUAGGAACAAUAGUGUCUAACAAGUGCUGCCGCAAACAAAUAAGUGCGGGAAGAACAACACAACAAGAACAAUAGU
Messenger RNA from Owenia fusiformis, 2187 nucleotides. The record is from the annotation of a GenBank genome assembly. NCBI's taxonomy places the organism in Eukaryota, Metazoa, Annelida, Polychaeta, Sabellida, Oweniidae.